AUUGAUCUCUGUUGACUUGUAGGUUAAGUUUUAAGUUAGAUGUUUUCAUGCUCUUCUAUUUCCGAAUUAAUCAGUAUGAAAUAUUUGUUUCUCAAUAUCUAUAGCAGAGAGUUUUUAGUCAGCAAGGAACUCAUUGUUGCCUUUAUCUUUUCAAGUAAUGUUUUGUUUCCAUGUCAACCCAUUUGAAUUCAAUAGUGAUGGGAAUUUCCAUUACAAUUUUUAAGUUUUUGUCAUCUGAUUUGAUAAUUUCCUUCCUGCUUUCUCACACUGUUUUAAAUAAAGUAAAAUUGUAAAGUUGUACUAAUAGUAAGUCUCAAAAUAUCGGUUGUGACGUGAAACAGUGGUGUUGUUAAACUUGCAAGCUAACACAUUGCGCAAGGCACUAGGAUGGUGCAAACCAAUCCUACAAACAUCUGGUACUGGAAGUGACUGUUUGACUAAUUCUGCACUGUCAGUAAGUCACAGACUUUCUUCUAUCAUGGAUUCAAUCCCUGGCUCUCCAGGAGGAUCUUCAAGAUUAGAAGCAAAGCUUCUCAAUGAAGCAAGUGUUAUGGUACCCAAUCUUACAGAGGAUCGCCAUAAGGGACAAGCUGGUAGAAUUGGUGUCAUAGGUGGUUCUAUGGAAUAUUCUGGGGCUCCAUAUUUUGCUGCUAUUAGUGCAUUGCGAGUUGGUUGUGAUUUGUCUCAUGUAUUUUGUUGCAAAGAGGCAGGGCCUGUUAUAAAAUCUUACAGUCCUGAGUUAAUUGUACAUCCUGUUUUAGACUUGGAUAAUGCAAUUUCCUACAUAAAGCCUGUCUUGUCUCGUCUUCAUGUGCUUGUCAUAGGACCAGGCUUGGGGAGAGAUCCUAAAGUGCUUCAUACUGUAGCUUGCAUUAUAGACCAUUGUCGACAUAAUACUGUAGACCAGAAGAAACCCUUAGUUAUAGAUGCAGAUGGCCUUCACUUAAUAACAGAGCAACCAGAGCUUGUGGUAGAUUAUCCCGGGGGACUUGUACUCACACCCAAUGCUGUGGAGUUUACCCGCCUUGCUAGUUCCAUCCUCAGAGAGUCUUGGUCUCCAGCUCCUGAAUCAAAGGCUGACAACCUAAUGGCUCUUGCUAGUUGUUUGGGACCUAGGACGGUAAUAGUUCUUAAAGGCUCACAGGAUCUUGUAGCAAGUCCCCACCAUAUUCUUCCUGCAACGGGAGCUGGUUCUGGAAGAAGGUGUGGUGGUCAAGGUGACCUUCUUUCUGGAAGUCUUGGUACAUUUCUCUGUUGGGCCCUUGUUGCUGGGAGGGAUGUGGAAUGUAAGAUUUUUCCUGAAAUAACAUCCCAGAGAAUGGUUGUUGCAUCUUAUGGUGCAUGUCGCCUCACUAAGGAAUGCAAUAGAAGAGCGUUCAGUAUCCAUGGAAGAAGCAUGCUUGUUACUGACAUGAUUGAUCAAAUUCACAACUCAUUUGAAGCACUGUUUGGUCAAUGACCCGAGCUUGCCUGCUGUUCUGGCAGCAGCUUUUUCUACAGGAGAUGUUCUAUGCUCUAAUAAAUUCUCCCUUGAUGUAGGUUUAAACUUGCCACCUGUUCUUGUUCAAUUUACAAUCUUCCUCCUUCCACUUAAUUAUUAAUUCGCUGAGCAUUUCUUAUUCAAAUGUUUUAGGAGUCCAGUAUCUUAUUUCAACAUCAUUGAUAAUAAGGUAAUUGGACUGAAUGCAUCCUGAUGCUUUUUUUUUUAAUCUCUCCACAAUUUUUGCCAAUUUAAAACAAGAGAAGCAAAAUACAACUCAAUAUGUAACUAUAGAUGAAUUUUGAAUUUGCUGAUUCAUUGACUAGGCCAUAUUUUUACAUUUGAAUCUGAGGACAGACCAUAGACAUAACUUUGUAAAUAAAGUCACCAAUUUUAACUUCAAAGUAAAGUACAUAUAUUCAUGAGCAAUAUUUUUCAAACUUAGAGUUAUGUUUGUUUAGAAUUUUGUGGUAAGAAUAAGUUUGGCUUAUUGCCAUACAAUGGAACUAAAAACCUAUUAUGGUGGUUUCAUAGCUCAACCUUAUUUAUUAAGCUGCUAAACUGCAUUUAUAAAACUCAUCAUCCAUUAUUUUUCAAGAAAAAACCUUCCAAUACCUUUCUUCUUUUCUUUUGCUAAGUUUUAUCACAAGCUCCCUGAUUUGGUUCGCUAGUUUUUCCUGUCGGUUUGUAAGAAACAGGACUGUUCUAGAUGAAAAAUAUUCCAGGUACUAGUUUUAGAUCAAUACUCUGAACCUUUUUAGCUAGAUACUUACUGACUUGAGGUACCUACCACAUUGUAACUAUUAAAUCUUUGUGGUUGUUCCGUUUCUUUAAAAAAAAUAAUACAGUAGCUAUUUCAGAUAUGAGCCAGUUUACAUUUUUGACUCAAAUUUUUUAUUGUGUUUGGGGAGCUAGCAAAAUUUGUAGAUUAGUCAUUGGUUUGUGAUGAAAAUUGUAGUUUUGGGCACUCAAGGGGGUACUUUUAGUUACCUAUAUGCUUCCAACAUUCUAGUCUUUAAGUAAAGCAAUGUAUUCCUUGUCAUGAUCAUGAUGAAUUAAUGCUAGGCGUACAAAUUGCACUGCCAACAAAAUUGUAAAAUUUAAGGAGACUACACUUUCUAGUUGUGGUCAUCUACAGGGUUUAUAAGGAGCAGGUGUAUGUGAGUCCUGACUUCCCUCCUUGUGAAGGUCUCUAUAAAAAAAAAAUAAUUUAAAAACCCUUUUUUUGAGAAUAGAGCAAUAAAAGGCAUUCUGGUAUACAAGCUUCAAGUAAAUUUUCAAACUAACAAAAUUGUACAACAUAUUUAAAUGUUGAUAAUCACUACAAUUUCUGAUUUGCGUAUGUCCAUUACUCAUCCCUCAUCAAUGGCACCAUAUUAGUACCCAUUACCUUUCAACACCCUACCUGCAUGUUCCAAAAUUUCAAUUAUAAUCAGGCGUUUGUAAUUAAGUACUGAUUGUAGUAGCUGCAAAUAUAAACCAUGUAUCAAAAUCACUCUUAUGUGCUGGUAAGCUUUCGUUUUAUUAAUAGGUGAUCUUCCUCUCUCAAGGUACCCUGUAUGUAACAUAAUGUACUGUAAAGUACAAGUCAAAUUAGCCUUUAGCUGGUUUGUUGGUUAGUAAUGAACUUGUCUCCCAGUUUGUCCCCUCCCCCCUUGCGGUGUUUCUGCCUUCAACUGAAAAUCGCCUUAACAAAGUUUUGUUUCAGGCAAUCCCUUUACCUAUCAUUAACGGUAUGGUGCUAUUUUUGAGCUGGAUGUUAAGCUCAAAUAAGUCUGGAAUCAUUGUGCAGAUGACUUUUACAUUCAAUUGUAGUUUAUACGUGAUUUUUGAAAAUUAUCAUGAAAGAGACAUUUAUAUUAAUUUUCCUUUGUAGAAGAUGAAUAAAUUAACAAUUUCGGUUGUAAUGCCAGAAUACUGACAGAAACAUCUCCCUUCCUCCGACUGAUUAUGAAAAUUUACAAUCAGUUUUUGCCACCUUUUACAUUCUUAUUGAGUUUAGUGAAGGUUUAAUGACAUGUAUCAAGAUUUCUCAUGUUUAUUAUUGUUGUCCCUUCAUAUCUCUAAUGUAUGUAUGUUUUGUAGUUUGAUCUAAUGAGACUUUGUUACGCUGUGCAUUUCCUUAGUUUAAUCGUGAGAAAUGAAAUAAUUUUAUUUUUUGUGCUAGUUUAGGCAAAUGCACAAAACCUUUUCAAAAUUGUGUUCUAGUGUUUAGUUUUCUUUGACUUUUGUACUGGAAUCUCUGGUCGUCAUAUGUACUUUGUUGCUCAGACACUUCUAUAGCUAUUCUUUUGCUGUUUUGAAAGGCAGUUGGUGUGUUAUUAGUGUGUUCUAAAUCAGAUGUAAAUGUUUGGUAGUGAUGGUCACAUGGCAAUUGGUUUCUUAGUGUUUCACAUUUUUGUUUAUUUAGAAUUACAUUUAUGGGGCACACGGAAAAUUAUCCAACCCCUUCCUUUCCAUUCUGAUAAUUUUGUUUCAAAAAAUUUUCUUUGUUGAAAUUUAGAUGCUAAGGGAACAUUUGUAGAAAAUUGUAGUGUUUCCUUUUCGGAACAAUUCAGAUGUAGCUCAGCCUGAACUAGUCUGGUUGAGAUUAAGCUGCAGUCAGAUAUCUAGUUCUCUUUUUAUUAAACUGUCUAAUAUCUCUUAUUGACAUGUCAAACUAGAAAUUCACUUUAAACUUUGAAAAUGUUAUUUCCUCAAUGCACUAUGAGUGCAUAUUUUAUGUGACACACUAUCACAUAUAUAUGUGACUGAGAGCAAGUUCAAACAAUUCACCCUUUUAGUCAGCAAUUUUUAUAAUGUACAUUUACAGUAAGUAUUUUUAAUGGAAGUUAAGCUUCUAUAUGCUUAUGUGAGAGCAGUUUAACUCAGCCCAAUAUUUUUGAGACUGUUGUGAUGCAUGCAUGUGAUUCAUAAUUACUUUACUUUUUGCUAAUUUCAAGUGUCUUUUAUAAUCACAUGGCAAAGUGGUGUAGGUUACUUUCUAUACACAGAACUUUGGAUGUAGGGAUUUACAGUCAAAAUCUCUUUUUGCAGCAUGGAAAUCUAUUGCAGAAAAAAGCUUUUUAUCACUUUGCUUACAAAUAGCACUGUUUGAAAAGUAGCAUAGUUUUUUUUUAUUUUAUAUUUUAAAGUACACUCGUAAGACAGUAGCUACCAGCUUAUCUCGUAUAAAUGAGGAAAAGUUGAAGUUAGUGUUGUUCGUUCUUGCUAAAAUCAUUUUGAGCAAAUGAUGUUCAAAGCAAUAAAAUCUACACUUGCCUGCUAGACAAAAGCAUCUUUUUAAGAUAUCAUUUGGUCUGCUGGUCAUGUUGUCCAGUGAGAUGCUGGUUUCACUGCUCAAGAAUGACUUACACCAAAGAAAUUUGCUGUUUUGCAUUUAUUUUGAAAGUGUAAAAUUUGGUGUCAGAUGGUUGAAGCAAUUUUACACUGUUGCCACUUUAUUUUACUUUGAGCCCCUAUUUUGACUUUUUUGUUGGUUCCUUCUUGCAUAAAAAUGCUAGGAGCACUUCAGAGGAAAUUAGAGAAUGCUACUGCUUAUCUAUGACUGGUUAAAGAUGUUGUUUCUUGUAUUGCAUUGUUUAAUGUUAUUGUUAUUGUUCUAUUUCUAUUAAGAUUUUUUCAGAGAAUUUAUAGGGGAUUGUGAGAAUAAUGGUGAAGUACAAGAAAUUUCUCAUAUGACAAAAAAACUAAAUAAUUGUAUGAAAAGGGACAAAAAAAAAAUCUUUUCCUCUGACUUUGCAUACUGUUGUAGAGGGUAAGAUGGUGAGUGAAUGGUGUCAAAUGACCCUGACCUAUUCUUGUACUUUUAGUCAUGUCAAUUCAUUUUACUAGCUUAGGCUUUACACUCACAAAAUAAAAUACAUAUAAAAAUUUGUUGUAAAA
Frankliniella occidentalis (western flower thrips) is the source of this 5365-nucleotide messenger RNA. RefSeq names its product ATP-dependent (S)-NAD(P)H-hydrate dehydratase (gene Naxd). Gene Ontology annotation, molecular function: ATP-dependent NAD(P)H-hydrate dehydratase activity. The transcript is spliced from 2 exons. Lineage: Eukaryota; Metazoa; Arthropoda; Insecta; Thysanoptera; Thripidae. The record is from RefSeq and is a predicted model, not a curated record. Bases 479 to 1459 code for a protein of 326 amino acids. Gene Ontology annotation, biological process: metabolite repair.